Haliotis rufescens (red abalone) is the source of this 2793-nucleotide messenger RNA. RefSeq names its product sperm flagellar protein 1-like. NCBI's taxonomy places the organism in Eukaryota, Metazoa, Mollusca, Gastropoda, Lepetellida, Haliotidae. Gene Ontology annotation, cellular component: axoneme. Bases 131 to 934 code for a protein of 267 amino acids. Gene Ontology annotation, molecular function: microtubule binding. The record is from RefSeq and is a predicted model, not a curated record. The transcript is spliced from 6 exons. Gene Ontology annotation, biological process: regulation of cytoskeleton organization.
ACGGGCACGCUCCGAGUAGAAUGACAGCGAUUGUUAACAAUGUAGAACAGUUGUAUCGCAUGAUUGUUCUAAACACAUCGCUUGAUUUCCGUGGCACGGAUCUUCUUGGAAAUGAAAGUGCCGUUCAGAUAUGACGGAAUAUAUUUUGGCAAAAAAAAGUUUGAAUGGAGUUACUCGAAUGGAAAUGGACGAUUAUUUUGCCGAUUCUGAGAUCGAGAACCUUUACAGUUGGCUGGACAGGAUAGAAUUUUCCCGACCGAAGAAAAAUGUUGGGAAGGAUUUUUCCGAUGGAGUGCUGGUUGCGGAGGUGGUCCACCAUUACUUCCCCCGACUGGUGCAACUGCACAACUAUGCGCCCGCCAGCGCCCCCAAACAGAAGAUGGAGAACUGGUACUACCUCAACAGGCGUGUGUUAAAGAAGCUUGACCUUGACCUCUCUGAUGACAUCAUCAGGUCACUCUCCUACUGCAAAUCCAAAGUGGCCGAGAAAGUUCUGAUGAUGCUACGUCUCCAGAUAGACAGAGCUCUGGAUAAAUCAGCCCAGUUCCAGAAACGUUUCCCAAAUAACAACUUGUCACAAUCCAUGGAUAAUAUGGAGUUUCUAGUCAGCCCACGGCUACUGCCCAGUUCAAACGGCUCUCAACAAGGCAAAUCUAAAGUGUCACCCAGGCGCCGGAUUCCUCACACCAGGAGGGAAUCUUACACGUCUAACAAGCCUCUGAUUGCUCCAGUGAUGGACAAUGUACCGCGUGCGCUGGUGGAGGAGAAACAACAAGAGGCAGUUGCAAAGGAAGAAACAAUUCAGAUUAUGAAUGCAAAGAUACGUCGCAUGGAGCAUUUAUUAAGUUUAAAAGAUGUGAGAAUUGAAGAUUUAGAAGUUCGUCUUAGUAAUCUACAGCAAGCACAGUUGGGUCAGCACACAGGAAGAAUGUAGUCCUGACGACUGCUUGCCGCUCCCCAGGACACCUGUCAGCCAGGAGACAAGGGGGAGGGGGAGGGGGAGGGGAGGUCAUUCUGUGUGGGGAGGUGUCCUGGGGAGACUCAGGAACAGGGAGCAGUAACUGAGAAGUGAUAUUUGAAGGAUAAAUUGAACUGGAAGUGAAGAUAUUUAUAUGUUGUUAACAGAACAGUAUACUGUUUGCUUCAAUGGAUAAAUUAACAUAUUUACUUGUGAACUGUGGACUCCAGUCUUACUACGCAACAAUCAUGAGCUGCCUUUGAUAUAUGUUGUUAUUCUAAUGUAUUUGUACUUUUUGUUCUGAUUUUUUAAAACAAUUAUGAUAUUUGAAGUAGAAUUAUCACCGUAUGGAUCAAUACUACAUUCUUGAAAGAAUUUACUCAAAGAUAUAUUUGUCAUGAGAUUUUUUAAACACUUUUUAAACAUGUGUUUGAAGCCAAUGCUGUUUGUGUUAUCAAGCAUGUGAACUGGUCACUGUUUUGUAUGUACUAAAGUAUUCUGCGACAAAAGUGUUAUGAAUUCAAAUCAUGGAAGGAGUAUAAAGAGUUUGACUAAUAAUGUCACUUUUUGUAAGUUCAAAUUUUUACUACCAUGCGUUAGUUAUUGUGUCAUUGAGCAAAAUAAAUCAAAGUAUCUAGUAAAUUGAUUUUGAAUAUGUUAGUUCAGUUACACUUAUAAAGGUAGAUGUACCAGCAUUUGUUAGUUGUUGUUUGUUUUUACUGAGUGAAAUAUGUUUUAAUAUUUAGUUUUCUGUGUAAAAUUGUUGUUUCAUUGGCCUUUUCUUUAAUUGAGUUUUGGAUAGUUUGUUCAGUUCAGUUUAACAUAAAUCAAUGUUAGUCCAACAAAGAACUGCAAUUUGAUAUGGGGAUCUUUUGAAAUGUAGUGCUCUUAACACAUUGUUAGGCUUUCUACCAAGUGGGAUCAUUACAUUAUGAGUCUAGUAUGAGUUUCUUCCCCAAGCCUAAAACCAUGAAUAUAACAAGAAAUAGUGUGUAGUUGGUAUUCAUUCAUUAACAACUAAUGGAUGAAGUAUUUAUAUCUAGAUUUGUGUCUAUCUAGACCAUCACAAGCUGUAUUGACAUGCACAAAUAGAUAUGAUAUAUGCACUAUGACAUAGUGUAGUUUAAGUUAAUAAACACAUUAUUGUCCUCAUUCACUCUGAGCACCACCCACCCAACUUGUGAUUUUAAUUUAAGUCUUUGAUAUAUAUAAACUCUAUGCAUUUGCCCAGCAUUAACCUGAUGGAGGAGCAAGUAGUAGCACUGAAACGUUGUGACAAAGAAAAAAAAUUGUGUCAUGUAUUCAUGAUUUCAAUUUGUUGGACUCAGUUUCAAGGUAAAUGUUAGCCAAAAUUACCUAUUACCUCAUCUUGUUGUUUGUUUGAAGCCCCUGGGCGUGUUGCAAGAAGCAACUUAGUGGAUCGGGUGGUCAGCAUGGAUCAUCGCUCAAUAUCAUGGACUGAAUGUCUGAUUUACUGCCUGUUAUCAUACAGCUGGAAUAUAUGCAGAGUGCUUCGUUAAACAACAAACAAACAAACAAACAGUCUUUCUUAGAAAUACAUUAAAACAUAAAUUGACUCCCUGCUCACUUUUCAAGGAAAUAUUUGAAUAAUAAUCUGACAAUUGAUUCAUAUCAGCCUAAUGUAACAAUGGACCAAGAUCUAUUUCACAUUAACUCAAUUGUGAUAAAAUUGUGCCAUAUUGCACUGUUUUACAGAGUUACAUGGUGUUUAGCAUCGUUGUCAUUCUGUGUACCCAUUUCUGUGAUAUCCUGUACCUAUGUAUGUACUCAUUGUUAGCAAUGACUUUCUGACCAAAUAAACAUUGUAUAUUUUA